Molecule: messenger RNA, 1257 nt
Organism: Colletotrichum godetiae
Lineage: Eukaryota; Fungi; Ascomycota; Sordariomycetes; Glomerellales; Glomerellaceae
Product: amine oxidase
Exons: 1
Coding region: 203-1024 (273 amino acids)
Molecular function (GO): oxidoreductase activity
Source: RefSeq, a predicted model, not a curated record
UUACCACUUCACCAACACCAAUCAUACCACCACCCUCGACCCCCUAACCACCGCCUCAAAACUAGACAAAUUCUACAAGGACUUUAUAUCAGUCAACGGCACAACCCCAGAAUCCUUCCUCCACCCCCCCUUCGGGAACCUCGGCGACGCAGCCUUCAUCGCAGCAUACGACCACCUAACCGCCGCAUAGCGCCUAGACCAAAUGGACGUCUCCCCACAAGACCGACCCCUCUUCGAAGCCGCGCUGCAAAUGUUUGGGCUCGCCAGGCCCGAGGGGACGGGGUUCCUCAAUGUUGUUCGGUACAUCGCGAGCAACGACGCCGGCAUAAAGCUUCUAGAAAAGGGCGGGACGUAUUCCCUCGGUGGAGGGGGCACCACCGCCCUAGCGAGAUCCAAAUUCGCGGAUUUCACAGGUGACGUCCACUUUCGUUCACCGGUGGCGGGUAUCUCGCAGGACGGUGCUGAUGGUCUGGUCCGGGUUACUACGCGAGACGGGAGGACGGUGUCGGCGCGGUAUGUCGUGAAUACCAUGCCCCUCAAUGUCCUCUCCACCAUCACCUUCUCGCCGCCUCUCUCGGGUUUUGGGAGAGAGGUCGUGGAUAGGGGACACGUGGGACGCGGGGAAAAAGUGAUUCUCGCGCUUGAAGAUGGGAGUGUCUCGCGUCCUUUCUUCGCGAGCGCCGCCAGCUCUGCUACCUCGUCCUCAUCGGGGUGUGAUUUCUUAGCUAGUUUCCCCAAGGCGAUUUCCCUCACAGACGGAAGCAUCUCCCACGCCGUCGGAUUCCUGGCAUUGAGUACCGAAAAUCCAGACCUGACGACCGCGGCCUCCUCUGAGAAGAUCCUUCGUUCGUACGAGACUUUGGUCCCGGGAGCUAAAGUCGAGAAGUACUCUAUUCACGACUGGCGGUCUGAUACGUUUGCGAGGGGCACGUGGGCUUGUCUCCCUGCCGGGGUCGAGGACGGCAAGUACUGGGAUGAGUUGAGAAGGGGUCAUGGGAAUGUGGUGAUGGCGAGCGGGGACUAGGCCGUGGGAUGGAGGGGGUUUAUUGAUGGGGCUGUUGAGCAGGGGAUUGUUGCUGCGCAGAGGGUGAAGGGAUUUCUUAGGGGUGUAGAGGUGUAGGGGCUUUGAUUUGUUUUGCGGCUUCUGGUAGAUUUGAAAGUUGAUUUAUGGGCGAGGCAGAUAAUCGGAGCUUGGAUAAGUGAAUAGGAAGUAUUAACAGGGUCAACUCCACUGGGUUAUACUUGGGUUUUCUAUCU